Messenger RNA from Daktulosphaira vitifoliae (grape phylloxera), 3098 nucleotides. RefSeq names its product transcriptional repressor p66-beta (gene simj). Gene Ontology annotation, cellular component: NuRD complex. The record is from RefSeq and is a predicted model, not a curated record. Bases 771 to 2366 code for a protein of 531 amino acids. Gene Ontology annotation, biological process: negative regulation of transcription by RNA polymerase II. Lineage: Eukaryota; Metazoa; Arthropoda; Insecta; Hemiptera; Phylloxeridae. The transcript is spliced from 8 exons.
AAAGAGCGCACGCACGCACACAUACAUACAUCGGCAAACGACACGCCAUAUUGAAUCCGAGGUCCGCGCUAGUGUGUGUGUGCGCGUUAAUUUUCGCGUAUCCGGCCAUUACCAGCAGCGGCACACAGAGCGCGGGCGAGAGACGGACACAAACAGCCGCAAAAGUUUCGUUGUCGUCGACAAGUACGCGCCCGUCGGGUCAGUGUCGUCGGCCGCCGUCAACUUGGACGUGAAAAAUUAUACUUGACGUGGUUAUUGACUGUUCGUCCCUCGACGGUCGAGUGAUACUCGUUCGUCAUUAGUGUGGUAAUUAAUUUUGGAGCCAUUGUAUCGUAUCGCACGCCACCGGGCCCAGUGUCUCAAUACGCGACCGCAAUCGAUCCAUUGGCGUCCUUAAUUGACCCUCGUUGUCGAUACGCUCAGGUAUUGUACGCGGUGUGUGCUGUCGUUUUGUGUGCGUUUUUCGACGGGUCUCCGAAGUGGUUGGUGUGUGAUGAUAAAAGGCGACGCCGGUCGACUAGACGUGUGCGGCGACCAUUAAUUGUUGAACGCGGUUGGUGAUCAACGUCGACGAUGACGGCUGUCGUUACCACUACCGCCACAGCCACUUCGGUUGUUAUCAAUAUUCCAGUGUUGUUAUGAUGUCGGAAUCACAACAUUUUCACGAAUAGUGCCCGAACACAAACAAACGUUGUGGAUAUUUAAUAUAGCUAUUGUUUGACCAUCACCCGAAAAAUUAAUCGGUCGUUAAGGUAGAAAAGCGAAAUAUUAUGGCUACUCAGAUGGAAGUUGACGAUGAUGUAGUUGACUUAAGCAUAUCUAGUCGUUCAAAUCAGAUAUCAAGAGAUGAACCUUUAUCUUUAAAAAUGGGUCAAACAGAUGAUGGUCAUAGCCAUAUGAAUGGGCAUAUAGCCAAUGGUUUUUCAAUAGGUGAGGAUUCUUCAGAAGAAAGUGACGAUGAUACGCUAUUAGAACUUCCUCCGUCUCCAAAGGAUGUACUAACUCCUGAAGUACUGUCUGAGAGGGAGCAACUCAUUCGUGUAUUAAAAGAAAAUCUUCGUACAGAAGAAAUGACAUUGGUGUUAUUGAAGAAAUUACAACAAUCUCAACAAGUUAGUCAAAUUACUCAAAAUGUUAGUAUUACACCACAAGCAGCUCAUACAAAGGAUCAUUCAAACUUGCUGUCACAACUGCCCACUGGCAAAUCUGCUCAACCACCGCUACCCCAUGUGCCUCAUCAUUCUAAACCGCCUCCUCCACCUUUGAAUCGCCUACCUUCAUCAUCAAGAUCUAAUUUACACCAGUCUCACCAUUCUACAAGCCCUUUGAUAAAUUCAGGUAGAUUAUCUAGUAAUGGUGUACAGAACUUACAGAGAUCCAAUGGUAGAGGAUCUCAAAAUUCUGGUCAUUCGCCUUCAGUUACAUUAGAGAGAGUCAUGAAAGAUCAUCACUCAACAAAUCAUUCUCAAGAACGAAUAAGAAAUGAUGAUGGACAAACGCCUGCCCAAAGACAGGCUGCGGCUAAAUUGGCUUUGAGAAAACAACUGGAAAAAACACUUUUACAGAUACCUCCUCCAAAACCACCUCCACCAGAAAUGCAUUUUAUUCCAAAUCCAUCAAAUACUGAAUUCAUUUAUCUGCUUGGAUUAGAGCAUGUUGUGGACUUCAUAACUAAUGGUGAAACAAUUGAAGCCAGUGUACCCAAAGAACCAUACAAAUGUUCACAGUGUGAAUCAAAUUUCACUCCUGUGUGGAAAUUAGAAAAACCAUCAAGAAGUAAAGAUUCUAAAAUAAUUUGUGAGCUGUGUGUUACUAGUAAUGUUAAGAAAUCUCUUAAAGCUGAGCAUACAAAUCGACUUAAAACAGCUUUUGUAAAAGCCUUGCAACAAGAGCAAGAAAUUGAGCAAAGGCUUGCACAAGGCUCUCCUCCUUCAUCUGUGUCGCCAGCACCGGCACAUCCUAUUCAGGUUAAUCCACCCAUGCCGUCCAUUCCCAAACCAGCCCCAGCUCCUAAGCGUAACCCUACACCACCCCAGCCACAUAAGAUGCACCCAUCGGAUCCUACAGGAGGCAAAUUCAAUGCAGCUGCAGCACACUUGGCUCUUCAGCAACAAAUGUUUAGAGGAUUAUCCCCUCAUCCAGCAGCUGCUAUGUUACAGUUUGCUCCUCUCUUGUAUCCAUACCAGUUAGCAAUGGCACAAGCUGGAGGAAAAAACUCAGCUGCUGCGGUAGCUGCAAAUUUGGCUGAAUUGCAAAGACAGGCUGUUGAUUUACAAAGACAAUAUCUCAUGGAAAUGAUGCCGCAACAAGGGCAGUCCAGAUCUUCAUCACAAACUCCUACAUCAGCUCACAAUUGGAAAUCAUGAUAAACAUUAUGUGAGCAUAUAUUUUCUAUUAUUUACUUUGCAAUGUGAUUUUUAUUACUCAUAUUAGUGUAAAAAAUAAGAAACUGCACUCCUACUGGACUACAUUUCUCUAAGGGAUAGUGUUCCUCAUAUCUGUAAAACAAGUGGUAUUAAGAGAGUUUAAAUUAUGCAUUCCACCACAGCACAUGUAUAAAAGUUGUGCAAUAAAAAUUAACACAUUUGUUAUAUUUUUAGUAAUAAAACAAAUCUCUUGGAUUAAGGAACAAUAUUGGGAGAAAUCUUUAUUAUUAUUGUUGUCUAGAAAUUAUAAAUGAAAUUAUAAAAAAUAAUUGUGUUAAUUUGCAGUCAUUGUGCUCUAAAUUCAAUUUAUAGUUAUUUUUCAUUUUUGACUUUCAAUUAUUAUUAUUAUUAUUAUUAUUAUUAUUAUUAUGUUUUUGAAAAUCAUACUUGUUUUUAAACAAUAUGUUUUUGUUUGUACAAAAUUAAGUGUACAAAAUCACCUCAUAGCAAACCUAUUGUUUACAAUUGUUCAUUUAUUUUGUAAAUAUGAUGAAUUAUACCGUUUAUAAGUGUAUGAAUAUUUAAGAAAUAUAAUAAGAGCUAUGUUAUUAGUGCACUGGAUUCAAUUAUAAGUUUUUUUUAUAAAAUUACGUUAUAUAUAUAUUUUUUAUGUAUUAAGAAUUUCCUGAAUGUAUUUUUACUUUAAAUAAAAUCGUUGUACGUUUUAGUCAA